AUAGAAAAAAAAAAGGAUUUAUAAGAGGAGGAUAUUUCAGCAUCUUUUUUUUAUAAAUGUUUACGGACGGAUCUGGGAAGGAAGCUCGUUGCCUUGCCGUCUCUCUCCCCCCCGAUUUCUCUACCAUUGCAAAAUUGAAGCUUUGGCAUGGCUGAAUCCAACGGGUCCCAUAACGAGUCUUCGUCAGAUGACGAGGAGGAAUAUGAUGACAGCAACAGGGGUUUUAACCUGGGCUUUAUCUUUGGAAAUGUUGAUAACUCUGGCGACUUGGAUGCUGAUUACCUUGAUGAGGACGCCAAAGAACAUCUUUCUGCAUUGGCAGAUAAGCUGGGUUCAUCUCUACCAGAUAUUAAUUUAUUGGCAAAAUCUGAUCGUACAAGUGAUCCAGCUGAGCAAGAUUAUGAUAGAAAAGCUGAGGAUGCUGUUGAUUAUGAGGAUAUUGAUGAACAGUAUGAUGGGCCCGAAGUUCAAGUAGUUAGUGAGGAAGAUCAUCUGCUGCCCAAAAAGGAAUAUUUUUCCACUCCAGUUGCUUUGGGUAGUCUAAGUUCUAGAGCAUCUGUGUUUGAUGAUGAUGAUUAUGAUGAGGAAGAAGAAGGACAAGAGGAGGAGCAUGCCCUAGUUGAAAAAGCUCUUGAGACUGAAGAGAGCGAACCAGUUGUCGCCAAGGAAGACAAGACCUUGGAGUAUGAAAAGGAGGCUAGAAUCUUUGAAAGCGAGGAUCAUAUGGACACAAACGGUGCCCAGGAGGAGGAGGUUGAUGAGUUAUUGGAAGGUGCAUUGGAUGAGAAAGGCGCCACCGCAUUGCCUACUUUAUAUAUGGAAGAUGGUAUGGUCAUAUUACAAUUCUCCGAGAUAUUUGCUAUCCAUGAGCCACCACAGAAACGGGACAAGAGAGAAAAUAGAUAUGCUUCGUAUAAUAGAGAUAAAUACAAAUCAAUGGAUAUCUCUGAGCUUGUUGAAGAUGAUGAGGAGAUACUCCUGAAGAGCCAUGGUGGGAUCGAUGCUGAUGCAAACCAAGCUGAUUUGAUUCAGCUAGAUAUUCCCUUUCCAAUGAGCGAGGGCUUACAGCUGGUAAAAUCUGGCACAAUUGGAGGUAUCACACCUGAAUCAAGAGAAUUCUCCAAGCUAGGAAGGGAUUCAUGUAUCAUGGGUGAACUGUUAAAGCCGGACGUAAUAGAAGACGAUUCCUCUCUGUGCCAGUCUCAGUUAUCAAUGGAAGUUUUUCCUCUCUACCAGCAUGAGUGGGAACAUCAAAUUCUUUGGGAAAAUUCUCCUGAAACUAGUGAUAAUUCUGGGGAUAGCUUCGAAUCUAGACUUGAGUCACUGGGUAUGCUGGUUCAAGGAACAAAUUCAGAGACUGAACAAGAAAGCUUGAAUGUGAUGACCUCUAGAGAGCAAGCUCAAGCUGAAAAGAAUAUGCUUGUGUCUUUUUCUGCCAAUCUAUUGGAGUCUUUUGGCUCACGAGGUUCCCACUCUGGAAGCGAGUCCACUAACAAUCGUCGACAUCAUCCACAACUGCUAAGGCUAGAAUCCAAGUCGGAUGAGGAUCAUCUUAGUGAAAACGACAUUACUGGAUUGGAGAAUAUGAAGCGACCUGAAAGCAAAUCUCGCUUCAGCAAACUUGCUUUGCAAGAGAGGGAUAUGGGGGAUGAGGCAUGGUUAGAUCGUAUAAUAUGGGAAUCAGAUAAAGAGUUGAGCAGGUCUCAACUAAUUUUUGAUCUUCAAGAUGAGCAAAUGGUCUUCGAAAUUUUGGAUAACGAGGAAACCAAAAAUCUUCAACUUCAUGCUGGAGCUAUGAUUGUAUCCCGGUCUUCAAAAUUCAAUGAUGAAAGCCUUCAGGAAGGCUGUGAAUCAAACUCUGGCUGGCAAUUUAAUAUUUCUAAUGACAAAUUCUAUAUGAACGGGAAAAGCUCUCAGCAGCUGCAAGCAAACACUAAUAAAUCCGGUGUUCAUAGUUUGAGAGUUUUUCAUUCGGCACCAGCAAUUAAAUUGCAGACAAUGAAGAACAGAUUGAGCAAUAAAGACAUAGCAAAUUUUCACCGGCCCAAAGCUGUGUGGUAUCCACAUGACAAUGAGCUAGCCAUCAAGCAGCAAGGAAAGUUACCCUCCCGAGGAGGAUCCAUGAAAAUUGUAAUCAAGAGCCUGGGGGGUAAAGGAAGCAAGCUACACGUUGGAAUAGAGGAAUCUGUCUCUUCGUUAAAAGCGAAGGCUUCUAAAAAGCUAGAUUUUAAGGAAACUGAAGCAGUCAAAAUGUUUUAUAUGGGAAAGGAACUUGAGGAUGAAAACUCUCUUGCUGUACAAAAUGUUCAACCAAAUUCUUUGGUACAUCUUGUGCGUACCAAAGUACAUCUGUGGCCAUUGGCACAAAAGCUGCCUGGCGAAAAUAAAGCUUUGAGACCUCCUGGGGCAUUCAAGAGGAAGGCUGAUUUAUCUACUAAAGAUGGCCAUGUUUUUUUGUUGGAGUAUUGCGAGGAGAGGCCGUUGAUGCUCAGCAAUGCAGGAAUGGGUGCAAAUUUGUGUACAUAUUAUCAGAAGUCAUCCUCAGAGGAUCAACGUGGGAACUUGUUGCGCAAUCAAAGUGACACCUUAGGGAAUGUGAUGAUUCUGGAACCUGGAGACAAAUCCCCUUUCCUUGGGGAGAUACAGCCUGGUUGCUGUCAGUCAUCUGUUGAAACAAACAUGUAUAAAGCACCUGUUUUUCCGCAUAGAUUGCAGUCAACAGAUUAUUUGCUGGUCCGGUCUCCAAAAGGGAAGCUCUCUCUAAGGCGUAUUGACAAGAUAGCUGUUGUCGGACAACAGGAACCUCGCAUGGAAGUAAUGUCUCCUGGAUCAAAGAAUCUACAGACUUAUUUGGUGAACAGGAUGUUGGUUUAUGUGUACCGGGAGUUUAUGAAGAGCCACUCAAUUGCUGCAGAUGAGCUGUCCUUUUUAUUUUCUAACUUAACAGAUGCAGUUGUCAGAAGGAACAUGAAACUUUGUGCCGGUUUGAAGAGGGAUAAAAAUGGCCAGCCUUGUUGGUACAAGAGACCUGAUUUUCAAGUUCCACCUGAGAAUGAACUUAAAAAGCUGGUGGCACCAGAGCAUGUGUGUUCCUACGAGAGUAUGUUAGCUGGGCUGUACCGGCUCAAACAUUUAGGGAUCACCCGGUUUACAUUACCUGCCAGCAUAUCAGCUGCAUUGACUCAGCUCCCAGACGAAGCUAUUGCUCUCGCCGCUGCAUCACAUAUUGAGAGGGAGUUGCAGAUAACGCCAUGGAAUCUGAGCAGUAAUUUUGUUGCUUGUACAAAUCAGGAUAGAGCAAAUAUAGAGCGUUUGGAAAUUACUGGGGUUGGCGAUCCAUCUGGACGGGGUCUAGGAUUCAGCUUUGUCAAAGCUGCACCAAAAGCACCAGCUGCGGCCGGGCAUAUGAAGAAAAAGGCAGCAGCUGGUCGUGGAGCCCCAACUGUCACUGGUACAGAUGCUGAUCUUCGCAGAUUAAGCAUGGAAGCAGCUCGAGAGGUUCUUAUCAAAUUCAAUGUUCCUGAUGAGAUAAUUGCUAAGCAAACUCGAUGGCACCGUAUAGCUAUGAUACGGAAGCUAUCAAGUGAGCAGGCGGCAUCUGGUGUUAAGGUUGACCCUACAACUAUAGGCAAGUAUGCCCGUGGGCAGAGAAUGUCUUUCCUGCAGAUGCAACAGCAGGCUCGAGAAAAGUGUCAGGAGAUUUGGGAUAAGCAACUUUCUUCCCUUUCUGCUUAUGAUGGUGAUGAGAAUGAAAGUGAAAAUGAGGCCAACAGUGAUUUGGACUCCUUUGCCGGAGAUCUGGAAAACCUGCUUGAUGCUGAGGAAGGUGGGGAGGGGGAAGAAUCUAACAUGUCUAAGAAUGACAAGUUGGACGGAGUUAAGGGUCUCAAGAUGAGACGAAGGCCAUCUCAAGUUGAGACUGACGAAGAAAUUGAAGAUGAAGCUACUGAAUAUGCGGAGUUAUGCAGAUUACUGAUGCAAGAUGAGGACCAGAAGAAGAAAAAGAAGAAGAUCAAAGCUGUGGGAGAAGGAAUGGGGUCCUUUCCUCCUCCACGUCCCAGUAUAGGUUUUCAAAUUGCAGAGCCUGUAAGAAAGGCCACUUUCAUUGACGAGAAUCCUAUCGCCACCCAACCUGAUGCAUCUUUCUUAGUAAAUGAGAGCACCAUCAGAGACACCAGAAAUUGGCAGGUUGAUAGCCCUAUUAUUAAGACCCCCAAAGGUAAACAGGUUAAAGACAAUGGCAAUUCUUUGGGCCCGCUUAAGAAAGUCAAAAUACUUAACGAAAAUCUAAAGGUAUUCAAGGAAAAGAAAUCGGCCAGAGAGAAUUUUGUUUGUGGAGCCUGUGGUCAGUAUGGGCACAUGAGAACCAAUAAACACUGCCCAAGAUACAGAGAAAAUACAGAUCCACAACCCGAAGGUGUAGAUAUGGAGAAGUCCGUGGGAAAACCGAGUACUUCAGAACUAUCAGGUCAGGCCAAGAUUAAACCUAUCAAGAGCACCAAGGCUGCGCCGAAAAGUGCAAUAAAAGUCACCGUAGAUGCAACUCCCAAGGGAGAUAGUUCCACUUACAAAACUGGGGGUCUCCCUCUGAAGUUUAGAUAUGGUAUCCCUGCUGGAGCGAUGUCAGAUACACCUGGUUUAGAAGCUCCAGGAAGUUCUGAGCAAGCAGCAGUGUCGGACAUAGACACUGGGACCAAGACCACAUCUAAGAUCAGCAAACUCAAGAUUUCAAGCAAGGCAAAACCUAAAGAAUCGAAUGUUGAAUCUGACAGACCUUUGCCUACAUAUAGCAGAGAGAGAGGGGAGAGCGAAUCUCACAAGCCUUGCGUCUCUGGAAAUCAAGCUGCCUCAAGCAGGCACACUAUAUCUAUUCUGCAGCCAUCUUCAAGCAUGGAUAGAGAUCAAGCUGAAUCUCGUAGGCCUCACCUGGUGAUACGACCGCCUACAGAAAGAGAGCAGCCUCAGAAGAAACUUGUAAUAAAACGUUCGAAAGAGAUAACUGAUCAUGACAUGAGUAGUCUUGAAGAGAGUCCACGGUUCGAGUCCCGGAAAACAAAAAGAAUGGCAGAACUGACGGGUUUUCAGAGGCAGCAGAGCUUCAGAGUAGCAGAGAACUCUCUAGAGCGGAGACCAAAAGAAGACAGAGUGUGGUGGGAAGAAGAGGAGAUAAGCAGGAGAAGAGAUUAUGAUGAUAUGAAUGUAACAGAAGAACCCAACGAGAUAGCUGAGAUCAGGAGAUACGAAGAGGUACUACGGAGUGAGAGGGAGGAAGAGGAACGACAAAAAGCGAAGAAUAAAAAGAAGAAAAAGAAGAUGCAACCCGAACUAGUAGAAGGGUAUCUAGAAGAUUAUCCUCCUCGAAGAAACAACAACGAUAGAAGAGGCCGGAACGUUAGAAGCCGGUAUGUGUCCGACUUUGAAGUGAAUGGUGCGGAUUAUGCACCUCAACCUAAAAGACGCAAAAAAGGAGAGGUUGGGCUAGCAAACAUCUUGGAAACCAUUGUGGACACACUAAGACUCAAAGAAGAAGUGUCAGGGCUCUUCUUGAAACCGGUUUCGAAGAAGGAUGCUCCAGACUAUUUUGAUAUAGUGAAACGCCCGAUGGAUCUGUCGACAAUCAGGGAUAAGGUACGGAAGAUAGAGUACAGAAACCGCGAGCAGUUUAGACACGAUGUGUGGCAGAUCCAGCUCAAUGCUCAUCUUUAUAACAACAAUGGGCGUAACCCAGGGAUACCGCCUUUGGCAGAUCAGUUGCUGGAGAUUUGUGAUUACUUGUUAGAAGAUUAUGGAGAUCAGUUAGCAGAAGCAGAGAAAGGUAUUGAUAGAUAGAUCCCACUGACUGAGAGAGUGUGUGUUUUAAGAUAGUCAUUCCUCUUUUAUGCCAUUAAAAAAAGAAGUGGGAUUCUAGCGUUAGCUAAUGAUUUGUAUGAAAAAAAAAAGAAACAUUGUCAUGUGCUGUCUGUGUAAAGGUCAAGUAAGUAAAAAGAAAAUUGUUUUCUUUUUUCUAUUGUUGUUUGUAAAAUUUUGAGGUUUUCACUAAAGUGAUGAUUGUGGUAUUAAAUAGAACUUUGAAAUAUGAUGUGUUAAUGUCGUGUAUAAAACUUUGUUUUCAUUGAGAA
Messenger RNA from Brassica napus (rape), 6119 nucleotides. Its product is annotated as transcription initiation factor TFIID subunit 1-like. The record is from RefSeq and is a predicted model, not a curated record. Gene Ontology annotation, biological process: RNA polymerase II preinitiation complex assembly; transcription by RNA polymerase II. Bases 148 to 5829 code for a protein of 1893 amino acids. The transcript is spliced from 21 exons. Lineage: Eukaryota; Viridiplantae; Streptophyta; Magnoliopsida; Brassicales; Brassicaceae. Gene Ontology annotation, molecular function: RNA polymerase II general transcription initiation factor activity; RNA polymerase II general transcription initiation factor binding; histone acetyltransferase activity. Gene Ontology annotation, cellular component: transcription factor TFIID complex.